Molecule: messenger RNA, 1275 nt
Organism: Menidia menidia (Atlantic silverside)
Lineage: Eukaryota; Metazoa; Chordata; Actinopteri; Atheriniformes; Atherinopsidae
Source: the annotation of a GenBank genome assembly
UUGUACACGCUUUUUCUAAUCAAGUGCAAAGAGUGCAACAGGAAAACCCAAGAAAGUACAGACCGUGUACAAGAUGGCAGGAGACCAGCCGUCAAAAGGAAAGCCAGUCCUGAACCUCAGACACCCACAAAAAGAGCAAGGGUCUCUGAGGUGGCUGAACCUUCCACAAGUUUUCAGAAGGAGCCCAAGAAAGUGCAAAAUGAAAAGAGGAAAGUCACAGAAGAUGGAGAGGGCCCUUCAAAUCCAGCCAAGAAAAGAAAAAUUUUUGAUCAUCUAUUACACCAGGAGAUGUUUUCUUCAGUGGACAGUGGAACCAAGAGCACAAACUCGCCUGUUUGUAGUACAUCUGAAGGUGAUACGAGGGUUAAUUUAAAAAGGAAAGCCGUAGACCCUGAAGAAACACAGAGGCGGAAGAGAGCAAAGACCAUAGAGAACAAAAAACAUGAUGAAAAAGCUGCAUUUGAGGCAAAAUAUGUGGAGGAAAGUCCACUUGGUGAAGGAGGUUGUGGAUCUGUUUUUGCAGGUCAUCGGAAAGCAGACAACAUGCCAGUAGCCAUCAAACACAUUCCAAAGGACAAAGUGUACUGCAAACAUAAAGACACGGAUGGAAGGCUACUUUCGGUGGAAGUGGCAGUUAUGCAGAAGCUUGGAAUGACAGAUCCUGGUUCAGUGGGGAGUUCAGCCCCAGUGUCCCUGCUGGACUGGUAUGAUUUCCAGCAGGAGCUGAUUCUUGUGCUUGAGAGGCCAAUGCCCGCUGAAGACCUCUCAAACUACAUAGUAAAAAAUGGUUCCCUCGAGGAAGAGGAGGCAAAAGUUAUCCUUAAACAACUGGUUGAUGCAGCAAUACACCUUAAAGAGAAAAGCAUCUUCCACAGAGACAUCAAAGUAGAAAAUAUCCUGAUCGAGACCAGCACAGACGUCCCACGAGUUCGACUCAUAGACUUUGGAUUGAGCUGCUUUGUCAAGACAAAAUCCAGAUAUAGAGUCUUUUAUGGUACCAGCGCUCACGUCCCUCCUGAAUGGCUGAACUCUCAUUCAUACACUGCUGGACCUACAACAGUGUGGCAGAUGGGAGUGGUCCUCUUUGAAACCCUCCACAACAAAGAAUUUAAAUCCACCAGAUUUGUUAGUAAGAGGCUCAGGAUAAGCAAUAGGCUGUCUCAAGACUGCCAGGACUUCUUGGAGCAGUGUUUAACUCACCAUCCUGAGCAGCGUCCCACACUGGAGCAGCUUCAACAUCACCCGUGGUUCACCCGAAACAGACGCGACAUUUGA